CAGCUGUAAGGCUUCUUUCCCAGCAUUCAUUGCAACUGUCUUCUUGUUGACGCAACUAUGGCGGCGUCGAUGGUGAAGCGAUGUUGCUCUCCUCUUCUUGUAUUUAAGCGCUUCUCUUCUCCUGAAUUGACAGCUUUAGCUUGCUAUCACAAAAAGGUGGUUGACCAUUAUGAAAACCCAAGAAAUGUUGGGUCCCUGGACAAGAAUGCCAAGAAUGUUGGUACUGGUUUGGUGGGUGCACCUGCCUGUGGUGACGUUAUGAAGUUGCAGAUUCAGGUGGAUGAAAAAGGAAAAAUAGUUGAUGCCAGAUUUAAGACAUUUGGUUGUGGGUCAGCUAUUGCAUCCAGUUCCCUGGCAACGGAGUGGAUUAAAGGAAAGACGGUUGAUGAAGCUUUAAAGAUUAAGAACACUGAAAUUGCUAAAGAACUUAGUCUUCCUCCUGUCAAGCUACAUUGCUCAAUGCUUGCAGAAGAUGCAAUAAAAGCAGCUUUGGCUGACUACAGACUAAAGCAAGAUAAUGAAAAAACCGUAGAAACAAGUAGCUGAACUGUGAGAAGCACAAAUAGCAAUCUCAUAUUCCACCUAAUUGUUAUGCUUUCUUAAAUGAAUAGGAAAUUGUUAGGUUAUGUUCUCUUGAUCAAUACACUGAAACGCACAAUGUAAUAUAACUAACAGCUUUAGGUGUUUCUCUUAAUUGAAGCAUCAGCAAGAGAAAUACCAGCAUGUUUUGUUAGCAGAUGUUUAUAAUAAAUGUAUGUUUUACUAAGGAAGCAGUGUUUUAUUUUUUUAAAUACAAUUAGUGAAUUGUAGCCUAGUAAAUAUUUGCAAAAAUUGUACCACUAAUUGAGUAAUCACCAAAAAAACUCUGAGGAAUAGAAUUUUUUUUCCCCAUUUGAUACAGUGUAACUGAGAAACGUUCUUAGUUGUGUAGAUUAUAAAAAUGUGCAUUUGGUUACAGUCAUAGCAGAACUGUCAUGACUGUUUUAUUGAAGUAGUGAUUGGGUUAUUUUAAAUGUAAAAUUCUUUACAUUUCCUUGCAGGUUAAAUACCAAUGUUAGAUGCUAUAGCUUACUUACCCUUUUUUGUUUUAUUGUUUUAGUCACUUGCUGCUAUUGUCUGCAAUGUCUAAUAUGCAAUUUUGAGUAAAAUAUAAUAAUUUAAAGUGUUAAGCUGCUGUUUGUUUCAUGCUUAUUCAAACAUGAACUUUUUUUUUUCUUGCUACAGUAUGUUUCAUUUGAUAUUUUGCAUUGUUUGAUAGUAAGGUAAUGUGUCAGGCUUUUAAUGCAGUGUAAGUAAUCCUCUUGUUUAAAAUUGUUUUGUGUUGGACAUGCUGUAGUUAGAAUUAUGGUAAAAAUUCCAGUAAGUGUUCCUUUGUUCUACAGCUUUUAAUAUUUCACCUUUUAUUCUUUCCAUCAUCCAAUAUUCUAGUCUUUUUAAUUAAAUAUAGAUUUCAGUCAUUUCUUUUAGCUAUUCCUUGCUGUUUGCCAUUAGACUGUUCUUUUUUUUUUUUUCUUCAGCAUGUCUCAUUUCUUACCUUGGAAUUGGUACGGUUUUGUACUUUUUCUUUCCAUUGCUUCUAAUGCAAUUAUAUUUAGUUAACUGAAUUUUUCUAUUUUCUUCAAGAGACACAUUUCAGUUCGCCACCAAUAUGAAGAAGUGUGCAGCGUGUUAAUUUUUUUUUUUUUGUUUUGUUUUUUUUCUGUCCAAUGCACUUGAAAGUCUGCAGCUUAAACAGACUUUUAUUGGUAGCAGUGGUAAAGUCAGAGAAUACUGUUUGUGGCAUUGCCAAGGGAUGGUUCUACAAAAGACUUUUCACUGUCCUGGCAGAGCACUUCAGUACCACAUAGUUCUACUUUUUACGUUUUGUCUUGUUCUGCUAGAUGACUUUCUAUAUGUAGGUGUCUGUUGAUGCUGGCAUCUUUUGCUGUUGCACAACUCAAAUGCCAGCUUUUUCCAUGGAAUUAUGUUCAAGAAGCCUGUAACAGUUGAGCCAGCAUUCCAGUAUAGGUCAUUACCUACCAUUUAUACUAGUAAUACAUUCAGUUUUAUAACUGAAAAAAUUGUUAAAAAUAUGGAGUAAUAUUCAGUGGGGAAACAUUUUAUGCCAUUAAGAUUUAACAUAAUUAGGGUGUUAGAUAUUCACAAGUGAACUUGCAUCAUGUUAUUGACUAAUAAAAAAAAUGUGAAGGUGAAGUAAUGCAAUGUGAACUUGUUGAAGGCUAGUAAAAAUGAGGUAGAUUCUUUCAUUUCAAAGCCCACCUAGUUUAAAAGAGAUGAUUAAUAUAUUUUUAUACACACAAUUUAGAUUUAAAAUGCUUAUCCAUGAACACAUUUGAGCCUCCGACGUGAUAGUUUAUAUAAGUGGUGUUGAUGUGGAUGGAAAACUGAUGAAGCUUGCUUACUAAUUAUUAAGCUGCACUGUCUUCACAAAGAAGAGUGAAAAACCCAUUGAUUAAGACUGUGAACAUGUAAGAAUAUAUUUUGCAUUUAGCCAGUUAAGAGAAAUUAAUUCAUUAGUCAAAGCACUAGAUUUUAGGUACUUGUUAGCCAAAUCAUAAAACAAAAAUGAUAAAAUAAGCAUUGUCAGAAAAUAGAAUAAUUAUAAUAGAAAAUGUGCCUUUCUGUUGCAGCUAGUAACAUAACCCUUCUUAUAAGCAUCAUUAGUUAUAUAUUGAGAUACUGUAUGUAGCAAAUUUUUGCAGAUAUCCUAUUUCCUUGGUGGUUGCCUAACUUCUGAGGAAAGUACUGAGGAGUCCUACCGCUAAACUGUGGAGAAGGACCAGAGUUUUGGUACUUAAACACCUUGCUGAUGACAAGUUAUGUACAAUUGAUUGAUUUUUGUUUUUUUUUUUUUUUUUCAACUGUCACAAUUCAUAUGUAGAUUUUAAAUUAUUUUUUGGAUAGUGAAAUGUUUAUUUCUGAUAUCAACAUUAAAUCAAUAGCAAUCUUUAGUCAUCUUUUUUUUUUUUUUUUCAAAAGUUGGGAUCCGUUCUGCCCCCUAAACUGGAUUAAGUGCAUCUGAUGUUAAAGGAAUGAAUGUUCUCAAGUUAAUAAAUGUAACUACAUUUGUAAAGUUAAAACUAUUUUUGUUAAAACCUUGUAUUUAGAAUAAACUCUGGGUGAUUGUGAGAUUUACAAGCUGCUUAAUGUGCUGUUUAUCUUCAAAUUGCAGUUAUACACAAUAAAAAUGUCUAAAAUACA
Molecule: messenger RNA, 3201 nt
Organism: Erpetoichthys calabaricus (reedfish)
Lineage: Eukaryota; Metazoa; Chordata; Cladistia; Polypteriformes; Polypteridae
Gene: iscua
Product: iron-sulfur cluster assembly enzyme
Exons: 5
Coding region: 58-546 (162 amino acids)
Biological process (GO): iron-sulfur cluster assembly; intracellular iron ion homeostasis
Cellular component (GO): cytoplasm; mitochondrial matrix
Molecular function (GO): 2 iron, 2 sulfur cluster binding; ferrous iron binding
Source: RefSeq, a predicted model, not a curated record